AGAAUGGACAGUGGAAGAAGAGAGAAGUUAUUGGUGUCACUGAGAAGAAUGAACGGUGAAUAUAAGUAAGCCGUGAAACCAGUCAGCCUUUUUCAGGUCUCUCAAAGUCAUAACCGACGCGUUCGCUUCCUUCACCAACCCGGUAACCAUUACAUAAAGGCCAGCCUUCUUCGUCUUCUUCUUCUUCCUCUUCUAACUCUGUUCUCAAUUACUUUUCUUCAAACCCUACUUUCUGGUUAUAUCAUGGAGAAUCGUUCUUCGAAGACUAAGGCCGCCUUGUGGGACUGUGGCAGCACGCUCUAUGACUCCUUCGAGCUCAACUCCUUCAAGUGUCAACUCGACUCUGCUAUAGCUAAUUCCGCCAGAAGUCUCUCCAUGCCUCACCUCUCCGACCGCGGACUUCCGGCUCCUCCGCCUCCCCCGCCCACCAUGUCCAAGAAGCCCUUCAAAAUCUCUCGCUCCCUCCAGAAGCUCCUUCGCUCCGUUUUCAAGCUCAAUAAUAACAAUCACAAUCAUCAUAGUCUCAAGAAAGCUUCGUCCGUUAAAUCUUCCAGGAGUAGUUUCCAGGUGCCACAGAAAUCCGGAGAGCGUUACUUGGUGGUUUACGACAAGCAGUCAGGGCCGGUGCUUUCGUCCAUCCCGGAGCUGCCGGAGUUUGAGAUGGCUAAGGUUUCGCCGGACAUCACUUCUCUGGUCAAAAGGUCGGCUUCGGAACGCUUUACGCCCACGACAAUGGGUAUUUCCUGUGCCUGACGGACCCAGCUGGCUUUUAGGCAGCAUGAUUAUGAGAUGAUAUAUUUUAAUUAGCAGGAUUUUUAGUAUGAUAUGAUGGUGAUAAUAACGUAGCAUGUGUGAAUGGCGUGUGCUAGAUUUCUGGAUUAUUCUGUAGUUUUUAGUAAUCCGGUAUGUAUUAUUUUAUAGUACUGAUUCGUGGGACGAUAUAUCAUAGUUGAACGCGGAUAAUCUGCCAGUUUGACUGACUAUAUUAUGUGAUAUUAGGUACGGUCUCCGGUCCUAAAUAUAAGAGUUGGUUGACCAAUUUGAGGAGAUUAAAGAAGUUUGUUAAAUUAGUUAUUU
Molecule: messenger RNA, 1077 nt
Organism: Neltuma alba
Lineage: Eukaryota; Viridiplantae; Streptophyta; Magnoliopsida; Fabales; Fabaceae
Product: probable serine/threonine-protein kinase pats1
Exons: 1
Coding region: 244-753 (169 amino acids)
Source: RefSeq, a predicted model, not a curated record